GCCACCCAGGGCAGGUCUGUGGGAGGGUGAGGGCUGUGCUGGCUGCUGGAUCAUAACUGCAGAGGAGCGAGCAGCACACAUGUGGAUCUCCCUUGUUGUCAGGCAGAACUCUUCAAUGAGGUGGGCUCAGGGAGGGCUCUGUGCCUCCGCUCCGGUGAGCAAUAGCCAGAAGCCUUGAGAGGCAGAAGAGGCACUGAGCAAUCGAUCAGCAGCUAGAUACUCUGACUCUCAGGAGGCCAACUGGACUCUCUCACCCGGCUGCAGGUGCAGGGGCCGUGAGACUCGACCCUGCCUGAGCCAUGCCAGCCAACCUUACAGAGGGCAGCUCACAUGCCAACCAGACUAUGCCGACACCAGACUCUUCCCCAGUAGCUUGCACUGAAAUUGUUACUUUCACUGAAGAGCUGGCGGCAGAGGAGUGGCGCUCCUUCUACUCCUCCUUCAAGACAGAACAGCUGAUAACCCUGUGGGUCCUGUUUGUCUUCACCAUUGUGGGAAACUCUGUUGUGCUGUUCUCCACUUGGAGAAGGAAAAGAAAGUCCAGAAUGACCUUCUUUGUGACUCAAUUGGCCAUCACGGAUUCCUUCACAGGACUGAUCAACAUCCUGACAGAUAUUAUUUGGCGAUUCACUGGAGACUUCCUGGCCCCAGACCUGGUCUGCAGAGUCAUCCGCUAUUUGCAGGUUGUCCUGCUCUAUGCCUCUACCUACGUCCUGGUGUCCCUCAGCAUAGACAGGUACCAUGCCAUCGUUUACCCCAUGAAGUUUCUUCAAGGAGAGAAGCAAGCCAAAGUCCUCAUUGGGAUAGCCUGGAGCCUCUCAUUCCUGUUCUCCAUCCCCACACUGAUCAUAUUUGGGAAAAGGACACUCUCCAAUGGCGAGGUGCAGUGCUGGGCACUGUGGCCAGAUGACUCCUACUGGACCCCGUACAUGACCAUCGUGGCCUUUCUGGUGUACUUCAUUCCACUGACCAUUAUCAGUGUCAUCUAUGGCCUUGUGAUCCGAACUAUUUGGAUUAAAAGCAAAGCCCAUGAGACAGUGAUUUCCAACUGCUCAGGUGGCAAACUAUGCAGCAGCUACAACCGAGGGCUCAUCUCCAAAGCAAAAAUCAAGGCCAUCAAGUAUAGCAUCGUCAUUAUCCUCGCUUUCAUCUGCUGCUGGAGCCCAUACUUCCUCUUUGACAUGUUGGACAAUUUCAACCUCCUUCCAGACACCAAGGAGCGUUUCUAUGCCUCCGUGAUCAUCCAGAACCUGCCAGCCCUGAACAGUGCCAUCAACCCCCUCAUCUACUGCAUCUUCAGCAGCUCCAUCUGCUUCCCCUGCAAGGAGCAGAGGUCACAGGACUCCAGAAUGACAUACCGAGAGAGAAGCGAGAGGCAAGAGAUGCAGAUUCUCUCCAAGCCGGAAUUCAUCUAAACCCCGAAGCAGCAGUGCUAGGCUGAGCUCAUUCAGUCCUCCUGGGUCUCCAUCACCAGUCAGUGGAUGUGCAUGAAGCUUGAGCCACCCUGUCCCAGUCCUGUGUCACUUAACAGAUGCAUGAGGCAAACUUCCCAGUGAGGUCUUUCCAGCUGCAAUGCGAGCACUAGCCAACAUGAAACCAUCACCUCUUCAUGUCAGCUAGGGAAGAUAUUUCUCUCUUCCUAAUUUUUCCCAGCCCUCCUUCCCACAGCUCAGCUUCUUGUGAACUGAUGACACAGACAAGCAGAAAGAUCUUGAAGGGCUCUCCCUGAGUCAUCUAAUUACAAGAUUGAAAGUAAAUACAAGAACUAACAAAGAGUAGACAGCUUUCCCCCAGUUUUGUAUUAGAAAUUUGGUGGGGAUAGAUGAGAUAUUUGCCCCUGAAAUGCCAAGAAAUUCACUUCUAGACCCUGGUACUGUACACAUCCUCUAUGUGCAGGAAGAGGUGUUGGCAGGAACAAGCUCCCAAGGCCAUUGCAUUGUGAUUUCUGAAAGGGACAGUAUAGCUUCCUGCUGAGCAAGGUCACCAUGCAGGCACAUUCUCACCUAGCAGAAAGAUCACACUAAAUAGUGAUAGAUCCUUGACCGUGAAUCCCAGAGAGAGCUGAGACCUGGAACUCACAGGUCUUUGAGGCUGUGCUAAGGCUCUUUCCCUCCCUGUAGUCAACAUCCAAGCCACUCUGAGCUCCAUUCCACACACCUCGGGGACAUUUUUGCCCAGCUUCACUCUCAGAAACCUCUUUACCUGGGAGUUAGCUCUAUGGCCUUCCCAACAUGAUGUUCUUGCAAGCUCUUUGCUGCCUGUGUGCUGCAGCCUCUGUCCAUCUGGUACCUCUGCAAGGAAGUGCUGGUUGGGCUUAUUUUGACAGGUCUGCAAUUCAGUAUUUAUAAGUAUAAUUCAAAUGAAAUAUGAUUAAAUGUUUUCUAGUCAAUUUUUUUUCUUCAGAUAUUGCCAGAAGUGGAAAUGGCAUCAUUUGACUGUGUGUACGUCUCCACCCACGGCCCUGUGACGCGUGUGAGCAUUCCUAUAUUUAGCUUCUCAUACAGUCCUUGACAUUGAAAUCUCCUUGGCAAAAUCCUCCCUUCCAGAGUUUAAACCUUUUCUUGUCCUUUCGGCUGACUGCUGGGUGCAGUCAUUAAUAUGCUCAGUCUAUUUUAACAACACCUUAUUCCUCAUUAUUGUAUCAGCUCAAAGACUGCUUGCUUAAGGUCA
Peromyscus californicus insignis is the source of this 2670-nucleotide messenger RNA. It is a transcript of the gene Npsr1, whose product is annotated as neuropeptide S receptor 1. Gene Ontology annotation, molecular function: neuropeptide receptor activity; vasopressin receptor activity. NCBI's taxonomy places the organism in Eukaryota, Metazoa, Chordata, Mammalia, Rodentia, Cricetidae. Gene Ontology annotation, biological process: positive regulation of release of sequestered calcium ion into cytosol; neuropeptide signaling pathway. Gene Ontology annotation, cellular component: cytoplasm; membrane. Bases 300 to 1415 code for a protein of 371 amino acids. The transcript has 9 exons. The record is from RefSeq and is a predicted model, not a curated record.